UGUCACACACACUCUUAUUGGAAACCCAGGGAAAGAAGAAAAUAUUCCUGCCUUCAAAACACAGAUGCAUUUCAGGAUGUGGGGCUUCUCUCUGAUCCUCUUCUGGGGGUGUUGUGGUGUGCUCACAGAACCCACAUGGGAGUCAACAACAGGAGGGUGUUGUGAUGGGCUCACAGAACCCACAUGGGAGUCAACAACAGGAGAUGUGAAUGAAUGUGUAGACACCAGUGUAUGCCCAGCUUAUGCGACCUGCACCAACACUUUUGGGAGUUACUACUGCACCUGCAAACAAGGCUUCCUGUCCAGCAACAGACAAAGGAAUUUUAGGGGCCCAGGAGUGGAAUGUGAAGAUGUAGAUGAAUGUUCUCAAAGUCCCCCACCUUGUGGUCCUAACUCGAGUUGCACCAACCUGAAGGGGAGAUACAAAUGCAGCUGUUUGCCUGGCUUCUCUUCUCCCGCUGGAGAUGGCUGGAUCCCAGGAAAGCCAGGCCAUUUUGCCUGUUCAGAUGUGGAUGAAUGUGCCAAUCCCAGAGCUUGCCCAGAGCAUGCCAGUUGCCACAAUACAGUUGGAAGUUACUCCUGCUCCUGCAAUCCAGGAUUUGCAUCCAUCAGUGGAAAUUUGAGUUUCCAGGGUUCAGGAGGGAGGUGUGAAGAUGUGGAUGAAUGUGCCAAUCCCAGAGCUUGCCCAGAGCAUGCCGGUUGCCACAAUACAGUUGGAAGUUACUCUUGUUCCUGCAACCCAGGAUUUGCAUCCAUCAGUGGAAAUUUGAGUUUCCAGGGUUCAGGAGGGAGGUGUGAAGAUGUGGAUGAAUGUGCCAAUCCCAGAGCUUGCCCAGAGCAUGCCGGUUGCCACAAUACAGUUGGAAGUUACUCUUGUUCCUGCAACCCAGGAUUUGCAUCCAUCAGUGGAAAUUUGAGUUUCCAGGGUUCAGGAGGGAGGUGUGAAGAUGUAGAUGAAUGUUCUCAAAGUCCCCCACCUUGUGGACCAAACUCGAAUUGCACCAACCUGAUGGGGAGAUACAAGUGCAGCUGUUUGCCUGGUUUCUCUUCUCCCACUGGGAAUGGCUGGAUCUCAGGAAAGCCAGGCCGUUUUGCCUGUUCAGAUGUGGAUGAAUGUGCCAAUCCCAGAGCUUGCCCAGAGCAUGCCAGUUGCCACAAUUCAGUUGGAAGUUACUCUUGUUCCUGCAACCCAGGAUUUACAUCCAUCAGUGAAAAUUUGAGUUUCCAGAGUUCAGGAGGGAGGUGUGAAGAUGUAGAUGAAUGUUCUCAAAGUCCCCCACCUUGUGGACCAAACACGAAUUGCACCAACCUGAUGGGGAGAUACAAGUGCAGCUGUUUGCCUGGUUUCUCUUCUCCCACUGGGAAUGGCUGGAACUCAGGAAAGCCAGGCAGUUUUGCCUGUUCAGAUGUGGAUGAAUGUGCCAAUCCCAGAGCUUGCCCAGAGCAUGCCGGUUGCCACAAUUCAGUUGGAAGUUACUCUUGUUCCUGCAACCCAGGAUUUGCAUCCAUCAGUGGAAAUUUGAGUUUCCAGGGUUCAGGAGGGAGUUGUGAAGAUGUAGAUGAAUGUUCUCAAAGUCCCCCACCUUGUGGUCCUAACUCGAAUUGCACCAACCUGAUGGGGAGAUACAAGUGCAGCUGUUUGCCUGGCUUCUCUUCUCCCACUGGAAAUGGCUGGAUCUCAGGAAAGCCAGGAAGUUUUGCCUGUUCAGAUGUGGAUGAAUGUGCCAAUCCCAGAGCUUGCCCAGAGCAUGCCAGUUGCCACAAUUCGGUUGGAAGUUACUCUUGUUCCUGCAACCCAGGAUUUGCAUCCAGCAGUGGAGAGUUGAUUUUCCAGGGUCCAGGAGGGAGGUGUGAAGACAUUGAUGAAUGCUCCCAAGAUCCAACACCAUGUGGGCCAAUUUCCAUCUGCACUAAUGCCCUGGGCUCCUAUAGCUGUAACUGUAGCACAGGCUUUCAUCCCAAUCCAGAAGGCUCCUGGAAAGAUGGAAACUUCAGCUGCAUAAGUGUGAACGAGUGUGCAGACACCACUGUGUGCCCAGCUUAUGCCACCUGCACCGACACUUUUGAGAGUUACUACUGCACCUGCAAACAAGGCUUCCUGUCCAGCAACAGACAAAGGAACUUCAGGGGCUCAGGGGUGGAAUGCAAAGAUAUAGAUGAAUGUUCUCAAAGUCCCCCACCUUGUGGUCCUAACUCAAAUUGCACCAACCUGAUGGGGAGAUACAAGUGCAGCUGUUUGCCUGGCUUCUCUUCUCCCACUGGAAAUGACUGGAUCUCUGGAAAGCCAGGCCACUUUGCCUGUUCUGAUGUGGAUGAAUGUGUGAAUCACAGAGCUUGCCCAGAGCAUGCCAGUUGCCAUAACUCUCUUGGAAGCUACUCUUGUUCCUGCAACCCAGGAUUUGCAUCCAGCAGUGGAAGCUUGAAUUUCCAGGGGCCGGGAGGGAGAUGUAAAGAUGUUGAUGAAUGUUCCCAGAACUCAAUUCUUUGCGGCCCCAAUUCUGUCUGCAUCAACAUCCCAGGGGAAUACAAUUGUUCCUGCCUACCUGGAUUCUUUUCACCCUAUCCUUGGAUCCCUGAGAAACCAGAAGCUUUCCAAUGUAAAGACAUUGAUGAGUGCGCCCAAGAUCCAUCACCAUGUGGCCCAAAUUCCAUCUGCACUAAUGCCCUGGGAUCCUACAGCUGUAACUGUGCCAUGGGCUUUCGUCCAAAUCCAGAAGGCUCCUGGAAAGAUGACAACUUCAGCUGCAUAGAUAGAGAUGAAUGUUCUCAAAAUCCCCCACAUUGUGGUCCUAACUCAAAUUGCACCAACCUGAUGGGAAGAUACAAGUGCAGCUGUUUGCCUGGCUUCUCGUCUCCCACUGGAAAUGACUGGAUCUUGGGAAACCCUGGCCAUUUUGCCUGUUCAGAUGUAGAUGAAUGUGCCAAUCCCAGACCUUGCCCAGAGCAUGCCAGUUGUCAUAACUCUCCUGGAAGCUACUCUUGUUCCUGCAACCCAGGAUUUGCAUCCAGCAGCAAAAAUUUGAGUUUCCAGGGUCCAGGAGGGAGGUGUGAAGACAUUGAUGAGUGCUCCCAAGAUCCAUCACCAUGUGGCCCAAGUUCCACCUGCGCUAAUGCCCUGGGGUCCUACAGCUGUGACUGCAUCAUGGGCUUUCGUCCCAAUUCAGAAGGCUCCUGGAAAGAUGGCAACUUCAGCUGCAUAAGAAUUCCCUUCAAGUGUAAAGAAGAUAUGAUUCCUAACAAUGAGCAUGUCCAGCUAUGCCAAGGGAAAGCUGCAAUGGCACCAGAAUAUGUUUACUUCUGUGCACUAAUGAACACCACCUUCAGUAUUCUGGAUGAUGCCUGCAAAAAGAAAACCGGCUCCAUUUCUCUGAAGAAAACGGUUGAGAUCUUUGGAACUGUGCUUGCACAAAUACCCACUUGGUCCAAAUUCACAAAGGAAGAGACAUCCACCCUGGCCACAGUCUUGCUGGAGAGUGUGGAGAGUACCACGUUGGCAGCAUUUCUGAAUCCAUCAGCAAAUGCCAGUCAGACUAUUCAGACUGAAUUUUUAGAUAUUGAAAGCAAAGUUAUCAAAGAAGAAUGCAUUGAAGAGAAUAUGUCCUUUAAUUUGAAAGCCAAAGGGGACAUGAUGACAAUUGGAUGUUCCACAGUAGAGGAGUCUGGAUCCUCAGGGACUACCGGGGUGGCUUUUGUCUCCCUUGAGGGCAUGGAGUCUGUUUUAGAUGAGAGCUUCUUCCAAGACCCCCAGGCCCCCUUGACCAAAUGUAAAAGGCAGCUGAAGAUGAAUUCUCGCAUUGUCAGAGGCAUCCUGACUGGGGUGAAGAAAGACAACUUCUCAGAUCCAGUUAUCUACACUCUGGAGAAUAUCCAGCCAAAGCAGAAGUUUGAGAGCCCCAUCUGUGUUUCCUGGUACACCGAUGUGGAGGGAAGGAGGAGGACAUCCUCAGGCUGCGUGAUCCUCAAAGCUUCCAAGACCCACACUGUCUGCAGCUGUAAGCAUUUGGCAAACGUGGUCAUCAUCAUGGCUUCUUCAGAGCUCACGAUGGAGUACACCUUGUACCUAAUUAGCCACGUGGGCUUAAUCAUCUCCCUGGUGUGCCUCGCAUUGGCCAUCAUCACGUUCCUGCUGUGUCGUCACCUUCGCAACUGCAACACUGACCUCCACCUGCACCUGUGUGUGUGCCUCUUCCUGGGCAAGAUUCUCCUCUUCAUUGGAGUAGACAAGACCAACGACCAGUUGGGCUGUGCCAUUAUCGCAGGCUUUCUGCAUUACCUGUUCCUCGCCUGCUUCUUCUGGAUGCUGGUGGAAGCUGCCGUGCUCUUCCUAAUGGCCAGGGGCCUGAAAGUGGUGAAUUACUUCAACUCUCACAUCAAAAUGGUGCAGCUGUGUGCCUUUGGCUAUGGACUCCCAGCGUUGGUGGUGGUUGUCUCUGCCAGUGUACAUCCACAGGGCUUUGGGAUGCAUAAUCAUUGCUGGCUUGAUAUGGAGACUGUAUUCAUCUGGAGUUUCCUGGGGCCUGUUACCACAAUCAUAUUGGUCAACUGUAUCCUCCUCAUUUGGACCUUGCGGAUCCUGAGGAAGAAACUUUCCAGUGUCAAUGCCGAAGUCUCAAUGCUCAAAGACACCAGGUUAUUGAUAUUCAAAGCCUUGGUCCUGCUCUUUAUCUUGGGCUGCCCUUGGGUAUUGGACAUUUUCCAGAUUGGAGCCACGGCCAGCAUCAUGACCCACCUGUCCACCAUCAUCAGCAGCCUUCAGGGUGCCUUCAUCUUCCUCAUUCAUUGCCUGCUCAACCACCAGGUGAGAGAAGAAUACAGGAGGUGGUUCACCAGGAAGACCAAGGCCAGCUCUCAGUCCCAGACCUCAGGGGUCUUGCUGUCAUCCCUGCCCUCCACUUCCAAAAUGGAUAUUGAAGUACCACCAUAAAGGGUCUCCCUGCUUCCAGGUUUGCCUUCUCAAAGCUCCACCUUUGGUCUGUUCUUGCUGAAGACACCAAGAGGGCAACAUAAGCAGCUGAGUUAUGGACUGUCCCUCCUCUGCCCACAGCCCUCCAUGGCUCCCACCUCUCUGGGGUAAAAACCAAAGUCCUCCCUUAGGCCUACCAGACCCUGCAUGAUUGGACCCUUUUUAAUCUCUCUAUCCUUGUCUUUAUGACCCACACCACCUUUUCACCCUGUGCCCCCAACUGUGGCCACUACUCAAUUCUUUAAACACAGCAGGUUUGCUUUCCAUAAAAACCACUGCACUGACAGCUUGCUUUGCCCUGAGUGACCUGCCUCACAGUGCACCUGGCCAUCUCCCUCCUAGUCCUCAUCUCCUUCAAGUCUUCAUUCAAAUCACACCUUCUUGAUGGAGUUUCCACCGACCUCCCUCCUCCUAAUUGGCCAACCCUGGUCCCGACACCCUCCAUUCAUGAUUUUUUAAAAAAUAUAUCAAUUCCACAUUAAAAAAUACUAUAAUUUA
Messenger RNA from Choloepus didactylus (southern two-toed sloth), 5461 nucleotides. Its product is annotated as adhesion G protein-coupled receptor E1-like. The coding region runs from base 65 to 4924 and encodes 1619 amino acids. Gene Ontology annotation, molecular function: G protein-coupled receptor activity; calcium ion binding. Lineage: Eukaryota; Metazoa; Chordata; Mammalia; Pilosa; Megalonychidae. The record is from RefSeq and is a predicted model, not a curated record. Gene Ontology annotation, cellular component: membrane. Gene Ontology annotation, biological process: cell surface receptor signaling pathway; G protein-coupled receptor signaling pathway. The transcript is spliced from 36 exons.